AUGGGUUACACCACUCUCUGGAAGAGGCUGUCGCCUACCCAGCUCAAUCUCGCCAUCCAGACCUUCUCCCUCAUCAGUAUCUUCUUCGAAGGUUAUGAUCAAGGUGUGAUGGGCGGCGUUAAUGCCUCUCCACGUUAUGUUACCGAGGUUGGUAUCGGCUUGCCUGAUGGCACAGUAACGGACGAAGUUCACCAGGGUGGUAUUGUAUCAGUCUACUACGUCGGAUGUAUCUUUGGCUGCUUUGCCGGAGGAUGGCUUGCGGAUAGGAUUGGACGAAUUAACGGUCUCUUCAUCGGAGCCGUCCUCUCCCUCAUCGGCGGUGUGCUGCAGGCGGCAACUCAGUCGAGCGACUUCAUGAUCGUGGCCCGUGUCGUGACCGGUCUCGGCACCGGCGCCCUUACCGGCAUCACCCCCGUUCUCGUCUCCGAAACCUCAACAGCAUCACACAGAGGCGGCUUCCUCGGCUACGUCUUCAUCGCCAACUACCUCGGCAUCGCAGUCGCGUACUGGAUCUACUUUGGCAUGUCCUUCCUCGACAACGGAAAUUCGGACGUUCAAUGGCGCUUCCUCCUUGCUUUCCAGUGCUUCCCUGCCAUCCUGCUUGUCCUCGGAAUCAAGCUUCUACCCGACAGCCCUCGAUACCUAGCAUCAGUUGGCCGCCUCGAUGACGCAAGAGAGGUCCUGGAGCAUGUGCGAGGAACCCACGAUGCUACUGCUGUCGAGAUGGAGUUCCAGGAGAUUGCCGCUGUUGCGAAGUCAAGCCAGAAGAGCUCACCCAUUCAAUUCGCCCAGAUCCUAGCUGGACAAGGCGGCAAGCCCGGUCAUCUUGGCCGCAGGGCGUGGUUGUGCAUGCUCUUGCAGAUCAUGGGUUCAUGGACCGGUAUCACAGCAGUGACGGCUUAUGCCCCUGUUCUCCUCUCAGCCGCCGGUUACGACCGUCUUACCCAGAACGGCCUGACCGGUGGUCUUAGCACCGUCGGUAUUGUUGGAACCAUCAUCAGCGCCCAGAUCGUGGACCGCCUUGGUCGCCGCAAGUGCCUCAUGGGCGGAUCAUUCGCCUUGUUCGUUGUCAACCUCGUUGCCGCCUGUGUCUACGAAGGCGCGAGGGCACACCCGGAGCGCUCUUCAUCCUUUGCUCCUGCUGCUGUCACCAUGCUGUUCCUCUUCAACAUCUGCUACGCCGCAACCUGGGGUACUGUUGCGUUCCUGAUCCCUACCGAGAUCUGGUCCUCGGACAUGCGUGCCCAGGGCAACGGCUUUGGUAUCACGGGGUGGGCUAUUGGUGUUGGUUGGACCGUCCUGGUCAACCCCAUCAUGUUCAGACACCUCGAGAACAGGACCUACUUCCUCUUUGCGGGACUCAACCUUCUUUGGAUUCCCAUUGUGUACCUCUUUUACCCGGAGACGGCCAACCGCUCAUUGGAAUCGAUCGACGUCCUCUUUUCAACGGACAGCCCCUUCCACUGGGCCAUGGAACGUGCUUAUCGCCAGCAUGGCGACAUUCUCGCCGACAUGGACUCUUCAGAUGGCCCUGCCAAGAAGAGCGAAAGCGAACCACACGGGAUUGAGGAGUCUGUUCAUAACGAGCGUGUUUAA
Messenger RNA from Neurospora tetrasperma FGSC 2508, 1596 nucleotides. RefSeq lists its product as uncharacterized. Lineage: Eukaryota; Fungi; Ascomycota; Sordariomycetes; Sordariales; Sordariaceae. Gene Ontology annotation, cellular component: membrane. Bases 1 to 1596 code for a protein of 531 amino acids. The record is from RefSeq and is a predicted model, not a curated record. Gene Ontology annotation, molecular function: carbohydrate:proton symporter activity. Gene Ontology annotation, biological process: carbohydrate transport; transmembrane transport. The transcript has 3 exons.